AUGAUCGCCGUUCACCCACUUUCCCCCCUUCCAGUCAUUCUAGCUCUCCGUGUCUGGGCGGUCUGGAAGAAGAGUAUUCUCGUUGGCGUAGGACUUGGAGUAUACUUCCUCGCCUGUUGGGUGCCUUGCUAUGUCUUCUUAGGCCAAUUCCUGAGCGCCAUGGAAUUCGCGAUUCUCCCAUACCCACAAUUUCGUGGAUGCUUUAUCUCCGGUGGAAGUCAUGUUAUAUAUCUCUGUUGGGUGUUAUUGAUGAUUUAUGACAUCGGUACGCUCGUAAUGAUUCUUGUCCCUGGAUUUAAAGCAUAUCGGAGAGGCGGAAGAUCGGAGCUGGUCAAAACGGUAUAUCGAGAUGGUGUUGUUUACUAUGGUUUGAUUUUCUCGGUUUCGAUGCUUAACGUGAUCGUCGCACUCACUCUUCCGCCGGACCUCGUCCAUCUCUUAUCAUCAUUCGAACGCGUACUACACUCCAUCCUAACCAGCCGCGCAGUCCUUCACAUCCGCCAAAUAGGGUUACAACAAUCCCAUCCAACCGAAUCGAUAUCACAUGAAUUGAGUACAGAUUUCUCUCUUUCAACUUCAAGUUCGUUUUCGGAUAGAUUUGUGAGGACAUGGAAGACGUAA
This is a messenger RNA of Marasmius oreades (fairy-ring Marasmius), 621 nucleotides long. RefSeq lists its product as uncharacterized. The coding region runs from base 1 to 621 and encodes 206 amino acids. The transcript is spliced from 8 exons. NCBI's taxonomy places the organism in Eukaryota, Fungi, Basidiomycota, Agaricomycetes, Agaricales, Marasmiaceae. The record is from RefSeq and is a predicted model, not a curated record.